This is a messenger RNA of Sus scrofa (pig), 2430 nucleotides long. Lineage: Eukaryota; Metazoa; Chordata; Mammalia; Artiodactyla; Suidae. The record is from RefSeq and is a predicted model, not a curated record.
CAUGCUCUGAGUGGGUCGCCUUCGGUGAUGGCGGCUAAGGGACGUGUAGGACCUGUUAGUGGUGGGCGUCCCAGCUGCUGGCUCUGCUCUUCUACCUCCGUCCUUUUGACCCCCCCAGGCCCAUUACUCUUUUUUCUGGGACCGCUGACUGGGCCGUACCUCGCACAGCGUCAGGUCCUUCUCCCCGGUUCCCCUCCCCCAGCCCCGUCGCUCCGCCCCCGCUGGGCUGGGCGACCGGGGUCAGGGGCCGAGUGGAGCGGGAUGUCAUUUAGUAUGGAAGAAGAUGAGUUCUUUGGAGAAAAAACAUUCCAGCGUUGUUGUGCAGAAUUCAUUAAACAUUCACAGCAGAUAGGCGAUGGCUGGGAAUGGAGAACUUCAAAGGACUGUUCUGAUGGCUACAUGUGCAAAACACAUUUUCAAGUUAAAAAUGGGACUGCAGUGUCACAUCCAGAAACAUCUGCCCAUGUGCAGACAUGUCUUCCCAUGGAGGAGGCUUUAGAGCCACCCCUGGAUGAUUCUGAAGUGACAGAGACUGACACGGCAACUGAAGUGAUUAAAUAUGAAUAUCAUGUCUUAUAUUCCUGCAGCUACCAAGUGCCUGUGCUUUACUUUAGGGCAAGCUUUUUAGAUGGAAAACCUUUAGCUCUGAAGGACCUAUGGGAAAGAGUUCAUGAGUGCUAUAAGACACGGCUGCUGCAGGGACCAUGGGACACAAUUACCCAACAGGAGCACCCCAUACUUGGACAGCCCUUUUUUGUACUGCAUCCCUGCAAGACAAGUGAAUUCAUGACUCCUGUGUUCAAGAGUUCUCAAAAAACCAAGAGGAACGUCAACUAUAUCACGUCGUGGCUGAGCAUCGUAGGGCCGGCUGUUGGGCUGAAUCUGCCUCUGAGUUAUGCCAGAGCUGCCUCUCAGGAUGCAUGAAAUGUCAAUGGACCAGAUUCUUCUAUUGAGCCAAAGAGCUUAGAAUAACACUGGAAAUGUAUGUGGCCAGCCGUGUUUUAAUGGGACCCAUGUUGUGCAAGAUUUCAGCUCCCUGAGAUUUUGAUGUGGAUUUUUUUUUCCUUGGAAGCAGAUAUCUGCGGAAACUGAUAUACUCUAUUUUUAGAAGAUACCCUGCAGGAGCUCCUGUCGUGGCGCAGUGGUUAACGAAUCCAACUAGGAACCAUGAGGUUGCGGGUUUGGUCCCAGGCCUUGCUCAGUGGGUUAAGGAUCCAGCAUUGCUGUGAGCUGUGGUGUAGGUUGCAAACACGGCUCAGAUCUGGCGUUGCUGUGGCUGUGGUGUAGGCCGGCGGCUACAGCUCCAAUUUGACCCCUAGCCUGGGAACCUCCAUAUGCCACAGUAGUGGCCCUAGAAAAAGGCAAAAAGAUAAAAAAGAAGAUACCCUGCAAAGAUGCAGUCACUAUAAAUAGCAAAAAAUGAAUGUAAUAGAAAUAGUGACAUCACCAGGGCACUUCCAGGUCAUUCUCUCACAUCUCUGAGACUUGUUCUCUUUAAUUUGAGACUAACAAGCUACCUCACAGGGUUGCUAUGGAAGCAUGUGAGAUCAUUAGUGCAUGAGAAAAUAUUGUAAAGCAUUAUACAAGUAUUCAUUAAAUGGCUACCUUUCUUAUAUUUGAUUGCCAUUCACCCAAUUGGUCAAUAAAUGUAAUAGUCGGUAAGGUAUUAAGAUGGACCUAAUAUGGUAGAAUUUUUGGUUUGAGGUUGCCCUUUUUUUUGUUUUAAAUUGCUAGGUCUGAAACUAAGAGAAACCUGUAACUGGCUUUUUAGAGCACCUAGAUUAGUGUCUGUCAGUGAGGGAGUCACUUGAGGCUCUCUUACAACGAUAGAUGCUGGGACCACCUGCUGGAACAGCCUUUCUGGAGUGAUUUCGAUGCACAUGCUCCUGAAGAAUCUCUGGUCUGGAUGUACCUCCUGAGCUGCACAGUUGUUUUGGUCUCCCAACAGGCCUUUCCCAAUUCUAAGUGUAGCCCCGGCAAGCUGGACUUGCUUCCAGACGUUGUGCGGGCAUCGCCCUGAGCCUCCAGAUAGCAAGGAAGUCUAGGAGGCUCUUGCUCUCAAGGCGGCCCACUUGGGGGAAGGGUUAGGAAGAUGGCAGAGGACCAUGACAGCCCUUCCAGUCUCUAAGUUAAGAGCUGAACUCUCACACAGGGAGCAGAAGUAGAGAAAGAGUUAAUUCAAACUGCUAGAAAAGCUAAAAGUAAAUUUUAAAACGCUGAGCUGCACAUAUUCAUGCUGGGAUGAGAGCCUGCUUACAUGCUUGCUGGGCAUUUUGGUAUUUACCACUUAACAUCUUUUCAACUUCUGCAAGGGAUUUCUCCCCACCACUCUCCCUAACACAGAUUUUACAGCAAGUCAUUUCUCAAGCCAGGUCAUUUCUAGGGUAAAAAAUAAAUAAAUAAAAAAUAAAAAGAAAAUGUAAUAAUGUA